Messenger RNA from Giardia duodenalis, 795 nucleotides. Its product is annotated as Nitroreductase Fd-NR2. The record is from RefSeq and is a predicted model, not a curated record. Gene Ontology annotation, molecular function: oxidoreductase activity. Lineage: Eukaryota; Fornicata; Diplomonadida; Hexamitidae. Bases 1 to 795 code for a protein of 264 amino acids. The transcript has a single exon.
AUGGUUGAAGGUUAUCCUGUGUUCCUAACCGAUACCUGUACAGGGUGCAACAUGUGCGUAGAGGUGUGCCCGACAGCAGUUCUGAAGGUGGACCCCGAGACAAAGGUAGUGGCGUACGCAAAUCGCGAUAAUUGCAUUUUUUGCGGGCAUUGCGGGGCCAUAUGCCCAACCGAAUCGAUAAGCAUGUUUGGUAUCACCCCAGAGAGCGAGGAGAAUGCAAUAAAGACAGAUCCACCGGCAGUUCGUGCCGUCAAGAUGGCUCGCACGUGUCGUAAGUACCACCCGGAACCUUUACCGAAGGAGGAUCUGAUGCAAGCGCUUUCCAUAGCAAAAUACUCGGCCUCUUCAUCAAACAUUCGUCCUUUGCACUUCACGGUCCUGAGCAGAAGCCUAAUGGACACCCUUAGCCUUUCGAUAGCGAAGGAGGUUUCAAAGAAUCCUAGAUAUUCCAAGGUUGCCGCAUUGGUGGAAAAGGGUAUUGAUGUGGUUUUUCGUGGUGCCCCACAUAUGAUACUGAUGUCUGCACCUGCUGACAAGGCCGCAGUCGCAAUGGCAGAUGCGUCCAUCGCUGGACGGGACAUUCAGCUUAACGCAGAAUCUAUGGGCCUGGGGAUGUUUUGGUGUGGCUUCCUCUUAGCUGCUGUGGCUUCUUCUCAGGAACUGCAUGACAUUUGUGGUGUUCCAGAAGGCCACAAAAUCCUUAUGGCGAUGGGGAUUGGCCGCCCUAAGGUUAAGUUUGCCCGGCCAGCUCUUCGUCGAAACCUUGAGGAGGGUGUCGACAUUACAUUUAAGUAA